Phoenix dactylifera (date palm) is the source of this 1757-nucleotide messenger RNA. RefSeq names its product P-loop containing nucleoside triphosphate hydrolases superfamily protein. Lineage: Eukaryota; Viridiplantae; Streptophyta; Magnoliopsida; Arecales; Arecaceae. Gene Ontology annotation, molecular function: ATP hydrolysis activity; ATP binding. The record is from RefSeq and is a predicted model, not a curated record.
GAAGAAAGUUGGAGCGAAAACCAAGAAAUAAAUGGCGGCCCUCGGCUUUUACUCCGACCUCGUCCUCCUCUUCCCCCGGCGAUCUUUUGUCUUAAACCCUAGCCCCAAGAUCAAGGGGAAGAAGAGGAGGCUCGCUCUCUCGAUCCCCCCCAGCUGCUCCCGUCGAUCUCCCAAUCGGCCGCCGCCCGACGGUCCAAAGAAGAGGAUCUCGGAGCAGUCCUCGUGGGAGUCCAAGGACGCGGACGGGAAGGACUACUUGUACCGGCUCGGGCAGGAGGCCGACAACAUGAACAUUGCGGUCGGGGCCCGGAAGGGGAUCGUCGAUGAUCUCUUCGUCGGCGAGUUUCUUGGAAAAGAUUCGGAUAUUGUUUUCGAUUACAGGCAGAAGGUGACGAGGUCGUUUGAGUACCUCGAGGGCGACUAUUACAUAGCUCCAGUUUUCUUGGAUAAAAUUGCAUGCCACAUUGUGAAGAACUAUAUUGCGCAUCUCCUCAAUGUGAAAGUUCCUCUAAUACUAGGCAUCUGGGGAGGAAAAGGCCAAGGAAAAACAUUUCAAACUGAACUUAUUUUUCAAGCAAUGGGAGUUGAGCCGGUCAUUAUGUCUGCAGGAGAACUUGAAUCAGAGAGAGCAGGAGAACCAGGCAAGCUCAUACGUGAACGGUAUAGAACAGCUUCCCAAGUGAUCCAAAACCAGGGAAAAAUAAGCUGUUUGAUGAUCAAUGAUAUCGAUGCUGGCCUUGGGAGAUUUGGAAACACACAAAUGACGGUCAACAACCAAAUUGUUGUUGGAACACUGAUGAAUUUGUCAGAUAAUCCUACAAGGGUGAGCAUUGGGCAGAAAUGGAGAGAAUCAGAUGUUACACAUAGAGUUCCCAUCCUUGUAACUGGAAAUGAUUUUUCAACACUUUAUGCUCCCUUGAUUCGAGAUGGAAGGAUGGAGAAGUUCUAUUGGCAACCAGAUCGUGAAGAUGUAAUCAAUAUUGUUUACCGCAUGUAUGCUAAAGAUGGAAUUUCUAGAGAUGAAGUCAUCAGCCUUGUAGAUACAUUUCCUAACCAAGCCUUGGAUUUUUAUGGAGCAGUGAGGUCCAGGACAUAUGAUCAGUCAAUCUCCAAGUGGAUAAGUGAUAUUGGUGGAUAUGAAAAUCUUGGUGAGAAACUUAUGAAGGGAAGGAAAAACAGCAAGCUUCCUACAUUUAUUCCUCCUAAGCAAACAGUUGAGACUUUGCUUGAAUCAGGACAUUCCCUUGUCAGGGAGCAGCAGUUAAUAAUGAAUUCCAGACUCUCGAAGGAAUACAUGAAAAAUAUUGAUGACUAGUUAAAGGUUAUUCAACAUAUAUGGGCUGUUGUGAUUCCAACUGCUGUUGGUGCUAUACGACUUGAAGAGGAAGCAAUAUGGGAAAUGGAAGCGGAAAAUAAAUGUCCUAACCCGGGAAACAAGGAACUGAUCUGCAGAAAUGGAAAACAUUUUAUUGCAUUCCCUGUUACCAGAUUGCAAAUGCUGAUAAUGGCAAGCAGAUAGCAAUAGGUGUUAUGAUCAUUCUAAUUUAUGUUUUCAUUUUUUCCGAGGGCUAAAACCCUGGAUAUUGGAUCGAGACAAGAGGUAAAUCUCCCAAGAAAAAUCCCCAAAAAGCGGAAUAAAUAAAUAAAAGAAUAGUGUGUGUGUCUUUCGCUAACGGAAGCAACGGACCCAACGCAAGAACUGUGAUAUUACUGUAAAAAAAUUGAUUUAAAGAUAAGCAUAUUAAUUUCCUAUAGUA